AUGUCAACCCCUCCCGCCAAGACCGACGCCAUCAUCAUUGUCGGCGCCGGCAUCUUUGGCCUCAGCACGGCAAUCCAUCUUGCUCGCCGAGGAUACACAGACGUCACCGUCUUUGACAAGCAGCCGUACGAAAAGACCUUGUACUCUUACACUGAAGGCUGUGAUGCUGCGUCUGCCGACAUCAACAAGAUCAUCCGCUCCGCAUAUGGAGCUCAAACAGAGUACCAGGGCCUCAGCGCCGAAGCUCUCAAGGCUUGGGAUGCCUGGAACGCAGAGCUCAAAGCUGGCGGCUCAUCAGUCCCUCCAGGCAUGACGUCCAACGACGUCGUCUGGAUCAACAAUGGCUUCCUCUCACUAUCCGAUGCAACAACCCUCCCGGACUUUGAGAGAGCCACCGUGGACAACAUGGAAGCUGCAGGCCAGAAAGGAACACAGCUCAUCAACAAUGACGACAACCAUCUAAAACUGGCGGCAGAGAAGGGCAGGAGUUCGGCGAUGCAACCUUUCAGCAAGGAAGCGCUCGGGGUGCUUGACACCACAGGCGGUAUUGCAGUGGCCGAUAAAGCGUGCCGCUUUGCUCUCCAUAAGGCCAAGUCUCUCGGCGUGCGCUUUAUUCUCGACCCAGCUGCCGGCCGUCUGGCAUCCACCAUUCAAGACUCCAGUGGCAAAGUCACUGGUAUCCAUACAGCAGACGGUAAAUCCCACUCAUCGGCCAUUACAAUCAUCGCCGCUGGUGGCUGGACACCGACCCUCGUACCAUCCCUCGACAACCUCGCCGAAACGACCGCAGGCUCCGUCAUAAUCCUCAAGAUCCCCGAGUCCUCACCUCUCCGUGAUCGAUUCUCACCUUCACGUUUCCCAUCGUUUUCGUUCAACAUGCGAGAAGGAGCCAAGGGCGGAAUAUACGGUUUCCCCGUGGAUGAGCAUGGUCACCUCAAGAUCGGCUACCGCGGAACCAAAUACACGAACCCAAAGGUGCAGGCAGACGGCCGAGAGCGCAGUGAGCCUGUCACAAGAUGGACCGAGGGCGACCAAAUUACCAAGAUUCCAGAGCAGGCCCUGCGUGUCUUGCGCAAGUUUCUGUCUGAUUAUCUCCCCGAACUAGAAGCUGAGGGCAUUGACAUCUGGUUAACAAGACUGUGCUGGUACAAUGACUCCUUCGACAACCACUAUGUGAUCGGCCACGUGCCUGGUCAUGAGGGUCUGGUAGUCGCAACUGCUGGGAGUGGACACGCCUUCAAGUACCUUCCAAACAUUGGAAACUGGGUUGUCGACAUCCUAGAAGGUGUCGGUCUGGAUAGACCGGCAGUGAAGGCGUGGCGAUGGAGAGAGAAGAAAACUGAACAGGAGGUUGUGAAUAGCCUCAUGGAGGGGUCAAAGGGGGAGAGAGCUCUGAGAAACACUCCUCUCGUAUCAGCAGAUGCACCAAAUUCUUAA
Fusarium keratoplasticum is the source of this 1437-nucleotide messenger RNA. Its product is annotated as DAO domain-containing protein. Gene Ontology annotation, molecular function: flavin adenine dinucleotide binding; sarcosine oxidase activity. The transcript has 2 exons. The record is from RefSeq and is a predicted model, not a curated record. Bases 1 to 1437 code for a protein of 478 amino acids. NCBI's taxonomy places the organism in Eukaryota, Fungi, Ascomycota, Sordariomycetes, Hypocreales, Nectriaceae.